ACUUGAAAUAAUUGCACUCUCAGUGAUCAGCAGCACAGGAAGGAGACGGAGAAGACAGUGUUUAAGCUUCAUAAGGCUGCUCUGUGAUUUGAUUUGGUGCUUGUGAGAAAAUUUAGGGUGAAAAUGUCAACAGCGUUGGAAGUGACUGGGUUCUUGCUAGGUGUUGCAUCUUGGUUGGUAACGGGUGCCUCUCUGGCCAACGACUACUGGAAAGUCUCAUCUUUCUCCGGUAGUGUCAUCAUUUCAAGCCGUCAGUACGAGAACCUGUGGCACGCAUGUGCUGAAUCCAGCUCCGGGAUCGCCGAGUGCAGAGAUUUCGAGUCCUUGCUGGACUUGCCAGGCUACCUCCAAGCAUGUCGGGCUCUGAUGAUCAUCGCCCUCCUCUUAGGCCUCUUCUCUAUGAUCUUGUCCAUCCUGGGCCUAAAGUGCAUUACAAUCGGGAGCGCAGGCGAUCAGGCAAAGGCUAAGAUGGCCACCACUGGUGGCAUCAUCUUUAUCCUGGCAGGUCUUUGUACGAUAACGGCCAUCUCAUGGUACGCUGCACGCAUUGUUCAAGACUUUAAAGACCCUUUCAGUGGAGGCAUUAAAUUUGAGCUGGGGGCGGGACUGUACAUGGGAUGGGGCGGAGCGUGUCUCUCCAUUCUGGGUGGAGCUCUUCUCUGCUGCGCCUGCAAAAGAGCAUCUUCAGGAAAAUCCAAGGGUGGAUACUACUCCAGCAGUCAUGCAGCGAAGAUCCACAAACCCGUGUCCGAUUCAGAGACGGCGAGGGCUUACGUUUAAACUUCAGAUUUUCUCUGCAUGUAGUGUUGUUACUUGGUUGUUCGUUUUAACUGACCCAUUUUUUCUACUUUUUUUUUAAAUAUUUGGCUAAUGAUUAAUGUGGAAUUUGAUUCAUUAAUGACAAAAGAAUGUUUUACGGAUGUUGGAUGUUAUGUAAUUUGAUUACUAUGAUUGAUCUGUAUUGUGUUCUGUGUUUUAAAAGGCUAAGGCUAGUUGUGUGGUAAGCAGAGUUUAUCUUGGGUUCAAUAAAGCUGAAUUGAAUGGACCAGA
Molecule: messenger RNA, 1050 nt
Organism: Pangasianodon hypophthalmus (striped catfish)
Lineage: Eukaryota; Metazoa; Chordata; Actinopteri; Siluriformes; Pangasiidae
Gene: cldn15la
Product: claudin 15-like a
Exons: 5
Coding region: 124-780 (218 amino acids)
Biological process (GO): cell adhesion; bicellular tight junction assembly
Cellular component (GO): plasma membrane; bicellular tight junction
Molecular function (GO): structural molecule activity
Source: RefSeq, a predicted model, not a curated record